Molecule: messenger RNA, 5754 nt
Organism: Bombus impatiens (common eastern bumble bee)
Lineage: Eukaryota; Metazoa; Arthropoda; Insecta; Hymenoptera; Apidae
Product: dual specificity tyrosine-phosphorylation-regulated kinase 2-like
Exons: 2
Coding region: 3049-5388 (779 amino acids)
Biological process (GO): peptidyl-serine phosphorylation; peptidyl-threonine phosphorylation
Cellular component (GO): nucleus
Molecular function (GO): protein serine/threonine kinase activity; protein serine/threonine/tyrosine kinase activity; ATP binding
Source: RefSeq, a predicted model, not a curated record
AAAGUAACAGUCUAGUCUAUGUCCUCCCUCUGUCUUUGAUAUAGGAAUACGUAUGGACUGUGGACACCUGUGCGUGCGGCAAGCACCAACUGUCUGUAUACGUGAGAGUGCAUGCGUGGGUGUCGCAGCAGGCGUUUCUUUAUGAAUAGAGUAAUGGUGCUCCCGCCUUGAGUGGUUCGCGAAUCAGCGAGUGUGGAUUUUUCAGUGAAAAGUUGUGCCGGAAUUAAGUAAAAGAAUUUAGUGCUAUUAAAUGCAGCCUCGGCAGCGUACCUAUCGUUCUUCGGAAUUGACUGUGCAACUUGCUUGGUACACGUCAAACGUUCAGUACAAGGGAAAGGGAUAACAAAAACAUCUGUAUUCGAAGUAUAUAGAUAGAGAAGGUACACAGAAUCCACCAUAGAAAUGAUAGACAAUCGCAUCUCGAUAAUCGUAGAAAUCACGAUAGAGGGAUCUUUACCACCGGAAGCGUCAUGCUACGUCGUCUAACCGCCGAAGAUUCGCAAAAAUCUCUCCCGCGAGGUAUCGCUUUUAUUCUUCUUUCAAAACCGACAGCUAAAUACGCGAGAGAUCGUGCAUCAGCCAGUUAGUCUGGCCGUUCAUCCUUCUGCCUGGUCGUCUACCCCUUCUGAACCGUCCUGACACAACGUUUAACGGGGGUAUAAAAAGAAUAAACAUGGUGGCGGCGUGAGAGAGAUAGAUAAGGAGAAUCGCGAGAAAGGAGAAGGACGGAGAAAGAGGAAGGGUGGGAGAGAGAGAGAGAAAGAAAGAGAAGUCAGCCAGCUAGCUAGCCAGCCAGCCAGUCAGUGUGCCAGAAGCGACGAACUUCGUUUCGUGCUUGCCUUUGUUUCGAUGAAAAAUAAUCUGUCGUUCCUGAACAUCCACCCAACUUUUGCAUUUAUUCAUUUAUUAUCGUCUUAACGAACGAGAACAAAGAGACGAAAGUAACAAGUUUCUCACGAUUAACGCUGAGAGAGGACGUUUCGCUUGUAAACAGUUAUCAAGGUGCGGCCACGUUCAUCGCAUUCGCGGUGUUUGCUUCGAUUUUCAUGCGUGCACGGGGUCCACGACCGAGCGUGUGAGAAAUUCAGCAUAUUGUCUGGCAACGCGGUGCGGCUCGAUUUCGAUUUUGCAGUGUCGUCGUAGGUGUGAUAAUAUGAUAUGUUGCAAUCGAAAAAAUUCGGCACGAUUUGACGACGACGAACGUUCGCCGGGUUGCUAUCGCGAGCAAUCUUCGUUCGAAUUGAUAUAAUGUGAACGAUUUAGCUACGAACCACGGGGAAUGUCGACGCAUGUAAAUAGAACACGUUCGUCCGUGAUUAUACGAAUAAUUAACUGCCCGACUCUCGAAGACUCGAGAAGCUGUACUUUUCUAAUAAAAAUCCGUCAAUAAAAUUCUGCUGCUAAAAAAGAUAUUCAUCGUGUACGACGUUCAUGACCAUCGAAUGACUUUCCAUCGAUUAUCAACGAUCAUUCGACGAGGACGAUUUACUUUUAGAAUCCUCUUAGCGACAAAUCGUUCGAAUCGAAUCGUAUAUGGCUGUUCUGAUUAACGGUUAUUACGCUUCAAGAAAGGUGAAUCUCGUCGAGAGUGAACAUCCAUUGUACGAAAAACGACGAUGUCGUUACUUUGACAGAGCUUGACGUACAUUCUAUUCGAAAGUUUGUCGGUUGAAGGAACUGGAAAAAAAAGGAGAAAGAGGAAAAGGGAAAAAGAAAAUAUUCAAUGGAACGAAGUCGUUCGUGUUGGCCGGCCUGGUGCCAAUAACCUCCAGUCAGAGAGGUGGUAGACAGUUUUCGCACGAUGCGUUUGCCCUCGUGCUUGAUAGAUUAUAAAAUUAGACGUUCGAAACUUCGUACGAAGGUAAAAGGAGCAUCGCGUCGUUCCAAUGCGGUAAAGAAGGUGGAGACACUGGCUGGUGAUAACGAGCGAAGGGUCAAGCGACGAAGGGAAUUAAUACAAGUCGGAUGAAUAAUUCUGAGGGGGGUAGACAGCUGUGCAUGGUAGUCAGAAGUGACGUCAGUCGUGUUGGGUUCAUAGUUCCUCUUAUUUUCAUCGUUCGAAGCCGCGUACAGAGGCCGCGCACGAAGGGGUGACAACGAAAGCGGCGAACACGCGAAAUAAAGAAAGAAAGAAAGAAAGAAAGAAAGAAAGAAAGAAUAUAGCCGUCGACGACCACGUCGAGCUUUUUUAACGAUCGACGAUCGUCGCUCGCGCUCGCUGCAACAAGAAGAAUCAUCACAAUUUCUAGUCCGCUGCAUUUACAUCGAGAAGUCUUUUUUUUUCUUCUUUCCUUUCUCGACGAAAUAUUUUUAGACGAUCGAUUGUAUUUGAAGCCGCACGUGCGACCGUUUCAUCGGCAUCAGGCAUCGAAUCUUAUUCGACACGCUCUUCUAAAGAAUUAAUGCGCAUUUAUCGAGCACGCAACGCAGUUUGUUCGUAAUAUGCUUCGUAAAGUCUUAGGAGAGUUAAUUAAUAAUUUCAAGGUUCACUAAAUAGUCGUCGAGGAGACAAAGUAUAGAAAGAAAAGGAGUAGCAUUUCGCACGUUUCAUUUCAGCAGACACCGAGAACGAGACUGAGAUUCAAAGCGCAUUAAAUCCUUUUAAGUCGAUUAAUUUAUUCGAGGCGAACUAACUUACGCGAAAAGCUAGUUAACGAGAUCGGCAGAUUGACUAGAUUUACUCCUAUAUUAUACAUAUAUAUUGUAUAGAAAUAUAAAAUAAACCGUCGUAGAUCUGCGAACUCUGGAAAACGGGAAGGAAGAUCGAAGUAAGGUGAGCAAUAACAAUCGCGUUUAACUAGCGUAUUAAUCUCAACGAACCAAUAUGUUUUUUAUCCAAACGACAAUACACGGUGACACGUCAGAAGAAAUAAUAAUAGCCGAAAUCACGAGAGAAAGAAGACCUUAGAGAAAGAAGACACCUUAUCGAUCCGUAUCGGGGUACGAGUAAUCAUCCAAUGAUUGCUUGUUUCAUUUCCUUCGAUAAACGACCCGUUGGUCUGCCCGGGACGAAACACACGCUCCAACAUCAUCGUCAAAUGGACACAAAUGACUAGCUUAACGUUAUCUUCGAGCACGUUCGAGAUGCCCCGGUCUAGACCAAAACUGUUCGUACCCGCGAACGCGAUCUCAACGCAGACUUUCACCGCUCCGACCAGCGAAAGCAAUCAUCUACCACCCCUGAAGAGUAACACGUUAGCUUUGAAGCAGUCUGCCAGUGAAUCGUCGCCUAGUUACUUGACCCGCACCAGUCACAUGGCUGGUACUCAUCUGCCGAGCUUAAGUUCCAGCGCUAACAACAGCCUGCUCAGCCUGACCGGGAACUCGGAAAGUUUAAACUUGAGCCUGAGCUCGCACACAAGCCACAACUCGAGCCACAAUUCGAGUCACAAUUCGAGUCAUAAUUCGAGUCACAAUAAUUCCAGUCAUAACUUCACUCAUAAUUCCAGUCAUAAUUUCAGUCAUACCACCACCACCACCACCACCACAGCUCACGAGUCUCAGCAUACGCAGUCAAACAGUCAAUCGAGCACCGCGUUGGUGGUGAAGAAUGGAUGUUCGAACGGAAGUUCCUGCGGCAGUGGUAUACGUAAGCCGAAGACGAUUACCGCCACGCCCGAUGUCGUGCUGAAGAUUUACGUGGAUAAGCUGACGCCUUACGAGCACCACGAGAUCUUUAAUUAUCGGCAUAUAUACUUUAUCGGGGCGAACGCGAAGAAGAGGCCGGGGAUAAUCGGUCGGCCUCACAACAACGGCUACGACAACGAACAUGGUUCCUAUAUCCACGUGACUCACGAUCACGUGGCCUACAGGUACGAGGUGCUGAAGGUGAUCGGUAAAGGGUCGUUCGGUCAGGUUGUGAAAGCGUACGAUCACAAGAAACAGGAGCACGUUGCCCUGAAGAUGGUGAGGAACGAGAAAAGGUUCCAUCGUCAGGCACAGGAAGAAGUGAAGAUAUUGAGGAAGCUACGCGAACAAGAUAAGGACGACACGAUGAAUAUCAUUCACAUGUUCGAUUCGUUUACGUUCCGUAACCACAUGUGCAUCACCUUCGAAUUGCUCAGUAUUAACCUGUACGAGCUGAUCAAGAAGAACAAGUUCCUGGGCUUCAGUAUGCAGCUCGUGAAGAAGUUCGCGCACUCGCUGCUACAGUGCCUCGACGCUCUUUACAAGAACAGGAUCAUUCAUUGCGACAUGAAGCCGGAGAAUGUUCUUUUGAAACAGCAGGGACGCAGUGGUAUCAAGGUGAUAGACUUUGGUUCGAGCUGCUACGAGAACCAACGCGUCUACACGUACAUUCAAAGUCGCUUCUAUCGCGCUCCGGAGGUGAUCCUUGGCGCUAAGUACGGUAUGCCGAUCGACAUGUGGAGCCUCGGUUGUAUCCUGGUGGAGCUGGUUACCGGUUUCCCAUUGCUACCAGGCGAAGACGAGGCGGACCAACUAGCCUGUAUCAUCGAGUUGCUAGGCAUGCCACCGCCUCAGCUGUUAGAAUCGGCGAAACGGCGCAGGCAGUUCAUCAGCUCGAAGGGUUAUCCGCGCUAUUGCACCGUUAUAACGAUGUCCGACGGAUCGAUCGUAUUGAACGGCGGUUUCUCCAGGAAAGGCAAAGACCGUGGCCCACCGGGUUCCAGGAAUCUGAGACAGGUGUUGAAAAAUUGCGAUGACCCGUAUUUCCUGGAUUUCAUUCAUCGUUGUCUCAAAUGGGACCCGGAACAACGGCUGACACCUGGCAAAGCGUUGAAACACACAUGGCUGCGUCGCAGGUUACCAGAGCUUCCAGAGAAAACGAACGACGCUCUGCCAGCGUUGCCGGCAGCCUCUGCGCCGCCUACCUCCGCUUCCGGCCUUCGUACUUCCGCGUCCGGUAGGAAGAGCUCGACCAAGUCGAACACCCUGCAGACCAACAAUACGGAGAACACGAACAAGGUGAAACAGUUCAACGACAUCUUCCACACAAUGUCUACCAUUUAUUCGGCGCUGCAACGUAACGACGGUACAAGAGCAAGAGGAAAGGGUCAUCCGGUGGCAACGAAUCAUCAAGCGGCAACCGUCAGCAGUCAUCCAUCUUUGAACUCUAUUAGUGGUGAUGCUAGUAGUAGCGGCGGUGGUGGUGGUGGUGGUGAUGGUAGCAGCAGUAGCACUAGUGGUGGUCAACAACAACAGCCUCAGCCGCAGCAACAGCAGCAGGCACAGCCGCAGCAGCAGCAGCAACAACAACAGCAGCAGCAUAGUCACCAAUUGCAAGGAAAACAACAGCACAACAAUGGUUCGCACGGCUCGCACGGAUCUCACGGUUCUCAAGGAUCCCAUGGUUCUCAUGGAUCGCACGGAUCCAACGGAUGGAGCAUAUCGUUCCUCGAGUGGCUGGAAACGGUGGACAAUGAUUAGCAAGGACAUUCUCGAGGAACCGAGACGAUUCGUAAGAAAUACGAGGUCAGCCUUACUACCUUUUUCUAACACGUUUACCGUGUGAUCGAUACCGUGAUCGUUGGCCUCGUGUCUCGUUGGCUCGUCGGAUAAUCGUCUGUCUCGACGGUCGUCUUUCGACGCGUUGUCACAACUCGUCGUCGAACGAUACCGGGAUGUACUAAUGGUGUUCCUGCCUGUGGUAAUAUAUUCGCUCGACGAGACAAGAUUCCUCGGAGUCAAAGGAGAGAGAGAAAGAGAGAGAAACAGAGAAAGUGGCCUCGUCUUCGACCUCCGGAUACUACUGUGAUCUACGCGAUAUGUUACUGCAAAAAAAAGAAAAAAAAA